Molecule: messenger RNA, 1014 nt
Organism: Magnolia sinica
Lineage: Eukaryota; Viridiplantae; Streptophyta; Magnoliopsida; Magnoliales; Magnoliaceae
Exons: 4
Coding region: 73-609 (178 amino acids)
Molecular function (GO): protein dimerization activity
Source: RefSeq, a predicted model, not a curated record
UAUCAACCUUCUAUCACCAUUUCUCUAAGAUGCACUUUCCGACGAUCAUUGCCAUCGAUUUCUGAACUGGCCAUGUCAGAAAACAUGAGCUCAAGCAAUGAUCACAGCUCUUCAAACAAUGAUGAAGAGAACGAUGGUGGUCUUGGUGGUUGGGCACGCACGAAGAGAGCCCAACUGCUGCAAGAUCUACACUCUCUUGUUCCAAACCAGAUAGAGACCGACGAGAGAUCAAUCCUCGAAGGUGCUCGAGAUUAUCUUCAAAGAAUUCACGAGGAGACGGAGCAGAUCGAGCGGGAAUUGCCCGAGAAGUAUGCGAGCUCGUCGGAAAGCCAAGGACCUCAAAUAUUAGGAGUGGAAACGGAGGAGCUGACGGAGGGGAGAUUUAUAAUAAAGAUGAGUUGGAGGAAAGGGUCGAGAGGAGUGGGUCACGUGCAGCGCGUGAUUGAAGGUUUGGACGUGAAGAUCACUUCGGUCUUCGUCCACGAAAACAUCCCUGAUGAAAUGUUGACCACGGCCUACGUCGAAGUAAAGAAAGAGAUGGGAAUGACUGAAGAGGAGCUCCAACAUCUUGUCAUCAGUGCAGCCAGGAGGUCAGGUUUGUUCCCAUAAAUCCUUGAAAGUGGAGCUAUAUUUGUGAUGAUAGUGAGGACAGUGAUGGAUUCAGAAGCAACGGCAACGGCACACCGAUGGACCACGUCAUGCCAUCAUGUGCAGUACACAUUCUUUAUGUAGUAACCAGUAACCCGAGCCACAUUAGAAUCCAAACGUUGGAUUGUGGCCGCUUUCAGAUUAUUUUAUUUUUUAUCAUGUUAUGUUUGUGAAUCAAUAUUGUUAGAUUGUUCAUGGGUUUUAUGUUUGAGCCCAUGGCUCAACAUUGGACAGCGGGUUUCAACAUCGAGGUUUGGUUCAUCCCUCCCACAAUGUAGAGGUAUCAGAGCAUAGAUGCAUGAAUGUUCAUGUUGAAAUGUACCUUUAGCUUUGAUUAUUAAUUCAAUCAGAACCAUAUUUCACCAA